UUGAAACGAGAUAUCUUAUCUAGCAUCAUCUCUGGCAACAGAACAAACAGGCAGACAGACCGAAGAUAACCGUGAGUCUGAACGAUGGAUGUCGAGUUCCUGAAAUAUCGCUUUGAGGAGAAAUACGAAAAUGUCACUCCGCACAAAUUCAAAAUCGGCGUGCGCCAUCUACAAAUCCUGUACAUGAUUGUGAUAUCGAUAGUGGUGGGUCUGCACCGGGGCAGCGUGGGCGCGACCAUGCUGGCCCUCACUGACGAGAGCAGGCUCAACGAUACUUAUAUAAAGAUCCACACCUGGGACAGGUCCACGCAAGGCAUAUUUCUGUUCGCGUUCUUCUUCGGCUAUGCCGCGAUGAUCGUCCCGGCUGAGUUGUGGCUGCGCAGGAUCGGUGGCCGGUACAUCCAGACCGCCGUCCUCGCCGUCAGCGGCGGACUGUGCGCGGCUAUGCCUACUAUUAUCAAUAGGGGUGAUUAUUCAGCAGUAUUCAGCGCGCAGCUGUUCAUGGGUAUGGCGCAGAGCGGGCUGUCUCCAGCAAAUAGAUGUCUACUCGAGAAGUGGCUGCCACCAGAUGAGAGGAACAAGUUUAGCUGGUUAGUUUAUGGUGGUGUGUUAUUCGGCAUCAUCAUCGGCUUGCCCGUGGCGGGCCGCGUCUCUGAAGAGGAGCUAGGCUGGGAGCUCAUCUACUACAGCUUGGCUAUGAUCUCCUUGUCCAUGGCCGUGAUCACCUUCGCGCUGACCGCCAGCUCGCCCGACGAACACCCGGCCUUGGGAGAAUCCGAGAAGGAGUUUUUAGAAUCCGUGGUUACUAGUAGCAACAAGAAAAAUACAGUCUCGUGGCGAGAAAUCUUCAAAUCACCUCAAUUUUGGGGAAUCGCUUUUGCCCAUGUCUUCAGUAACACGGCAUUUAUUUUCUAUUUAACCGAUGUGCCUCUGUUCUUGAGGAUAUUUAGACUCACACUAAGAGAGAGCGCAUGUUGGGCAGCUGUACCAUUUGCCAUACUGUGGGUGACGUACAUGAUCAUGAAGCCUGUAGUUCAGCUGCUCGUGGCGUGCUUCGUGCCCAACACCUACGAAGACAUGAGCUUCAGCAGGCAGCUGGUCAAUCCGAGGAAGAUUGUCAACUUUAUUAGUGCAGCAGUUUUUCUCUUUUUACCAACACUAUCUGCCCUCGUACCAGAUUCUCUAGUAUCAGCUUUUGUGUUACUGUUGGUGAUAUCAGCAGCUCUCGGACUUCAGUACCUUGGGUUUUUGGAGAACAUGUCUGAUGCUACAGACAAGUACAGAGACGACGUUGUGAUGUUGUGCACCACCUUUGCGAGUGUUGUGGGUUCUUUCUACCCUUUAAUUUCUGGAUUCAUUCUUAGAAGCGAUGUCAGCGGUGUUCAUAAUUGGAAAAAUCUAUUUCUCUUUCUAACAACACUAUGUGUGGUUUGCAAUCUCAUAUUUUUCAAAUUUGCUACGAGUUACAAAAUGGAGAUUAAAAGUAAAGUCCAGACACGACCGAAUAACUCAGUGUACAGCCCAAUAGAAAUGGAAAUACUCUCAGAGAAGGAUAAAAACGGACGAUUAUAACUGGACCGAUGUAGUGGAAAGGAAUCGUGAUAUUAUUGAUUUAAUGGCCAUGCUGUGAUACAAUGUUUUUAAUGCACAAUACAAGUAAAUUUACGAUUAACAAA
This is a messenger RNA of Plodia interpunctella (Indianmeal moth), 1676 nucleotides long. RefSeq names its product putative inorganic phosphate cotransporter. Gene Ontology annotation, cellular component: membrane. Bases 85 to 1572 code for a protein of 495 amino acids. The record is from RefSeq and is a predicted model, not a curated record. Gene Ontology annotation, molecular function: transmembrane transporter activity. Gene Ontology annotation, biological process: transmembrane transport; monoatomic anion transport. Lineage: Eukaryota; Metazoa; Arthropoda; Insecta; Lepidoptera; Pyralidae. The transcript has 11 exons.